Molecule: messenger RNA, 931 nt
Organism: Malaya genurostris
Lineage: Eukaryota; Metazoa; Arthropoda; Insecta; Diptera; Culicidae
Exons: 4
Coding region: 70-918 (282 amino acids)
Source: RefSeq, a predicted model, not a curated record
GUGUCGCAGCCCGUGAAGUGCGUUGGAUAUUUGGUGCUAAUUUUAUUUCCAAGUUACAAGGCAACGGGGAUGAAUGUUGUCCAAUCGAAUAUCUCAACUACGAUCCGGAGUUUCAAUAUAUCGGAUGACAUUCGAAUCGAAGUGAAAAAGUUCCGAACGGAUGCUGGGAUCGACGAGAUUGAUAUAGAGGAGGACGAAGAUGAUAUUUCUGUGAUACGAAAAAUCCACAAAACAUUCGCCGACCCGAACGAGACUGAGUUCGAUCCAGAAACGUUAAAAUCCAUUAUCGCACGGCUCGAUGGCAUCGAAAAGAAUUUAGAGAACAUCAUCUACAUGAACGCACAAGCAGACAGUCUUAGUGCGGUACAGAUGAAUGGUUUCAUGAACCGGCAGUUCAUGGCGGGUCCGCAAGGUUCAACAUUGACAGUGGCCCAAGCUCAGCCACAAUCGCCGCAAAUGGCGGUCGAACCAAUGGUGCAGGACGACAUGAUCGACGACAUUCGGAUUGGCAUGAGUCUGGAUGAUAAUGAACUGAUUGGGGACUUUGUUGAGCAUGACGAACUGAAGCUAGUCGAGUUUCCCAUCAAUAGAAUCGAUGAUUUGAGAGAAUUGGAAGAAUCGAUCACCAGUGAUCAGGAAUCGUUUGUUUCAUUUGCAAACUUUUUGGGAGCAACCGUGCAGAAACAUAGCCGUAAUCUGGAGCCAAUCCUGAAAGACUUUGUAACAGAGGGUCUUAUAAAUGAGCUUGGCUUUAACGAUGCUGAGAUCAACAUGAUGUCCUUCUACAUUUUCAAUCAACUGCUAUAUGAUAUCUGGAAAACCGAUUAUUCCACAAUGAAUGAUUAUCGGAAUCAGCUAAGGAAAAUUGCUUCCAAAAUUCAAAAUCGAAAUAAACCAUCAAAAACUAGAAUACAAUAAAAUUGCGUCAAUA